CAGUCACUUUCCACUAUUUCACCAGAAAGGGAGACUAUUGAGCAAAUGUUUGGCCAACAGCUAUAAUAUGGUUUAACAGGCUUUGUGUGUCAAGCACAGAUUAAGUUAUUCAUGCAGAAAUAGUUUUUCCGAUAGCCUGUAGCUGAUGCUUAAACGCAACAAGGGGCGUAUUUUUAUUCUGUGGGCGGACUGUCUGAAUCAGGUGGAGCACUUUUACUCCAUGACAUGGUAGAACAUCCAUCUGGGACAUCACAGAAGGAUUGUUUCAAUGGAAAACCACAAAAGAGGGAAAGGUGGCACAGUUCAACAGAUGGAGGAUGACAGGGAUUGUUUGUUGUCCUCGGAUAAGGACACAGGGAAAAGUGGAACUAGCUCAAUAUCAUCUGCCUCAUUUAAUUUCAUCAAUUCCAUUAUUGGAUCCGGAAUUAUAGGUUUGCCAUAUUCUUUGAGUCAGGCUGGUCUCCCAAUGGGUCUUCUGCUGCUUUUUCUGGUUGCCUUCAUCACAGAUUACUCCAUCAUUCUUCUAGUCAGAGGAGGGAAUCUGUCUGGCACUCACAGUUAUCAGUCUCUGGUUCAAAGCACAUUUGGCCAGAUAGGAUAUUUGAUCGUGUCAACUCUGCAGUUUCUUUACCCGUUCAUCGCAAUGAUCAGCUACAACAUCAUCACAGGUGAUACGCUGACCAAAGUGUUUAUGAGAAUCCAAGGAGUUGGUCCCGGAAACAUACUUGCAGAGAGACGUUUUGUAAUUCUGAUGUCCACUCUUCUAUUCACACUGCCCCUGUCUCUCUAUAAAGAUAUAGCAAAGCUGGGAAAGGUAUCUUUACUGUCCAUGCUCUUGACUUUUGCCAUCCUCAUCACAGUGGUCGUGAGAGCUGCGACACUAGGACCAGAGAUACCUGCAUCAGAUGAUGCAUGGGUGUUUGCACGGUGGAAUGCAAUUCAGGCAGUUGCUGUCAUGUCUUUUGCUUUUAUCUGCCAUCAUAACAGCUUUAUGAUCUAUGGGUCGCUGCAGGAGCCCACGUUGAGCAGCUGGUCUCUUGUCACGCAUGUAUCUGUGGGCUCAGCUGUACUGGUCAGUGUUGUCUUUGCAGCUGCAGGUUAUGCAACUUUUACUGGUUAUACACAAGGUGAUAUAUUUGAGAACUACUGCAGGAAUGAUAACUUGGCUACAUUCGGUCGAUUCUGCUACGGUGUCAGUAUAAUCACCACGUUCCCUCUGGAGUGCUUUGUAACCCGUGAGGUGAUCUUCAAUGUCUUUUUUAAAGGAGAACUCAGUAACAUCGCCCAUUUCAUCAUUACCUUGGUGAUCAUAUCAGCAGCGACUGCCAUAUCCCUCUCUUAUGACUGUCUGGGUAUUGUACUGGAACUAAAUGGUGUUUUGAGUGCUAUACCUCUCAUGUUCAUCUUCCCCGCCGCCUGCUUUCUGAAGCUCUCGGAUGACCGCUGGUUUCGUGGGGAAAACCUCAUUCCCAGCAUCAUCCUGGCGGCAGGUGUUUGUGUUAUGAUAAUCGGCUUAGUCAUGAUGGUGCUCUUCCCUCAGGACUGUUCACACGGAGCAGAGAUGUUCUACUGUACCGUCUCCAACUCCUCAGUUCCCAGCACCACUUCACCCAGUGUGCUGCAGUUUAUUAACACCACACAGAAUGCCAGCACUUUCUGACUUAAAUCUAUUUCACUGGAAUCGUAUUAUAUGCUGUUUUCUAGUAAUACAUUGUUGGUACAAUUGUUAUAUUAAAGAAAUUACAUCAUAAAAAGGCUACAGUAUAUAUUUUAAUUAAAAAAAAAUGUGUUAUUGUGAUUAACUGUCAGUGGCAUAUUUUCA
Rhinichthys klamathensis goyatoka is the source of this 1822-nucleotide messenger RNA. RefSeq names its product solute carrier family 38 member 11 (gene slc38a11). NCBI's taxonomy places the organism in Eukaryota, Metazoa, Chordata, Actinopteri, Cypriniformes, Leuciscidae. The transcript is spliced from 12 exons. Gene Ontology annotation, molecular function: amino acid transmembrane transporter activity. Bases 269 to 1660 code for a protein of 463 amino acids. The record is from RefSeq and is a predicted model, not a curated record. Gene Ontology annotation, biological process: amino acid transmembrane transport.